GCAACAGAAGAUGUGAGCUCCUCUGAGUGGGAACUGUUUGUGAACGAGCUCGGAGUCCAGAGCCAGAGCGGUCAACUCUAAUUAUCAGGUGUCGCGAGGCAGCUUCUGUGCCGACUUGGACGUCAACUGGCCUCUUCAUCUGAAGUGCUGCCAGAGAAGAAGAAGAACUCUUGUGGCUCUGUGAAGCGUGGAGGCCAGAAGGAGAGAGAGAGGAAACAUGGACACAUGCGCCUGCGCUUUGGAGCUGCUGGGGAUGCUGGUCUACGUCGGGGCCUGGCUGUGCGCUUUGGCCACCACUAUCUUACCUCAGUGGCUGACCAUGUCCACAGCGCUGCUGCCCGUGGAGAGCUACGAGCUGGGCCUGUGGGAGACCUGUGUGGUCCAGGAUGUCGGGGGGAUGGAGUGCAGAGCUUACGACAGCCUGCUGGGCCUCUCCAGUGACCUCAAGCUGGCCCGCAUCCUCAUGUGUGCUGCCCUCGCUGUGGGCAUGCUGGGAAUUCUAGUGGCCAUACCUGGACUUCACCUGGUCAACAGCUGCAAAGAACACGGCGGCAAUCGAGCCAAGAGGACUUUAACCAUCAUAGGAGGGGUGCUGGGGAUGAUUUCUGGAGUGCUGUGUCUGAUCCCCGUGUCCUACAUGGCUCAUUUAGCAGUGAUACAUUUCUUCGAUGAUAAAGUACCUGACGUGGUGCCUCGAUGGGAGUUUGGAGACGCCUUGUUCUGUGGCUGGGCGGCUGGGUUUCUCCUCAUAGUGGCGGGGCUACUCAUGGUCACCUCCUGCUCAUGCUCACAGGUGGAGCCUCAGCCAGUGCUGCAGCGGAGGUACCAGGUGAUGGGCACAGAUAGUAGGAAGCGCACAGAGUACGUUUAACGAACCAAAUACCUGCAUAGAGACCAAAAGCACAAUAUAAUCACCUGUAGAUCUGCACUUCAAACAAUGAUGUAAAUAUCUGGUUUUAUAUUAAAGACUGCCAAAUGGUUGCUUUAUCAAAAAAAAAGGAUUUUAUCAGCGAAAUUUUCACCUUGUUUCAGCUACUUUCAAUGACUCACCUGCACAAUCAGACAUUACAUUUAAGGACUGCUGUGAUCAGUAAACAUGAGUAUUUUUUUAAACAUAUGUUUUAUAAAGCGCUUUAUACCCCUUAUUCUGGGAUGCCUUUGUUUUACCCAAAAGAGAGAAAGAAAGUCAAGCUAGUUUAAGGGGACCUUUAAGCUUAAAUUUAAAAUGCUGUGAUUGUAAAUUAAUGCUAAAACAGAUUAUUUCUUAAAGCACAAAUUCUUCUAUGUCUCAUUUAGUUUGCUUAUGAGCUGUAUUGUGCAGCACAUUCAGAUGAUUCACAUAAUUGUGUUUUAUUACAUUGCAAUUGUAUUGAAAAUUUCUCUUUUGUCAUUAAAAGAAAGAUAAUUUUAAUUGUA
Messenger RNA from Amphiprion ocellaris (clown anemonefish), 1416 nucleotides. RefSeq names its product putative claudin-24. The transcript has a single exon. NCBI's taxonomy places the organism in Eukaryota, Metazoa, Chordata, Actinopteri, Pomacentridae. Gene Ontology annotation, molecular function: structural molecule activity. Bases 218 to 871 code for a protein of 217 amino acids. The record is from RefSeq and is a predicted model, not a curated record. Gene Ontology annotation, biological process: bicellular tight junction assembly; cell adhesion. Gene Ontology annotation, cellular component: plasma membrane; bicellular tight junction.